AUGUAUACACCGCUAGCACUGCUUUUACUCCCACUUGGAGCUUUCUCAUUGCCGUUUGAUAAUUCUUCACAAACACUCGAGGAUUCUUUUGGGGGAAGAUGCGGCGGAGAUCCUUGUGAAGGCGUUCCUAGCACAGGAAACAGCGAUUCCCUGUGCAAUAACAAUUUGCUAGGACCCAAGGUCUUUACGGCGCCAGAUGACCCCGAGUGGUCUGAAAUGUUCAAGGGAUAUAGCCCUCUCGGGUCGUACUGUCCAAAGGACUUCCUCCAAGAAUUUGCACCUGGUGGCAAGCAGUACGUUUAUCCUGAGCAGGACGGCGCAUUGUUGGACUCGGUUGGCGUCCCCGUUACGACAGUAUACACCCUUGAGGAAGGAAUGGAGCUCGAUCGGUUCGGAACUCAGUAUGGAGGCUACUUAGCGCCAAGGGACACUCCAUUCUCCUGGAGAUCCAUUCCGCCAAGCAACUUGAACAAAUAUCCCAACAGUCCGGAGUAUAACUACUGGGUCUGGAGGGUCAUCGAAACCUUUAACGUCACGGGUGGGCCAAUCGCACCUUUCUUUGGGCAACCAGGCUAUGGUUUGCAGUUUUACCACGAAGGUGGCUUGAAAGAGUUGGAAGACCAGGGAAUCAUCGAGCUUAUUGAUAUGAAGAAGUACUCAUGCGACGCUCCGCAGGGAGACUCGAAAUAA
This is a messenger RNA of Aspergillus bombycis, 690 nucleotides long. RefSeq names its product TNT domain-containing protein. The transcript is spliced from 2 exons. Bases 1 to 690 code for a protein of 229 amino acids. The record is from RefSeq and is a predicted model, not a curated record. Lineage: Eukaryota; Fungi; Ascomycota; Eurotiomycetes; Eurotiales; Aspergillaceae.